UCUGGUGCUCUGGUGCUCUGGUGCUCUGGUGCUCUGAUGAUACGAUGGACCUGUGUCACUUGACUGAUGUUUAGUGCCAGCGGCGAAAGCUAUAAGAAACUCGCUCUUUUCCAACUUUGCUUCCCUCCCUCCAUCACUCCUGCAUACUCAUCCAGGCAUACUCAAGCUCUACACUGCCAUCAUCAUAACCAGUCAACGAUCUCUUCCAAGCAUCAAAGCUCAUUUCCAAGAGUCAAGCUCUCGUCAAAAACCUCAAAAGCUUUCGGUACGGACUCGUAAGACUCUUUUCAGCCGACAGGUAUUACUCUUCUUGAGGAAUACCUGUGUUCGAGUCACCAAUUGCUCGACCGCCAUCAACGGCUCAAAGAGCAAAGUUCCGCCCAAGUGCCGAUAUCAUAAGCUCCAUCCCAUCUCCAUCACAAUGCGGUCGAUCGGCAGCGCUUCGAGCAACAUGGCUCGUCUCAGCUAUACGUCGACGUCCAGCUGCGAUUCAUACAGUGCGUAUAAUCGCUCAAAGGCUGAGGACAAAAUCUACUAUCUACGUGACAUCCUGACUCCAUACGAGUUUGACAAAGAAGUAGACAUUGUGAUGGAAAGGAUGGCUCGCAAAGCCGAGGAGGCAACCGAGGGGGGCCCAAAAAUGCGCCGAAGAUUGAUCAAGAAGGUCAAAAGCAUCUUUCGUCUUAACAGACUCUAUGAUGAGUAGAGCCGACGGCUCAGCUUGUGCCGAGAGUGCUUGGCACACUGAGUGUAGCAGGGGAGGAUGUCAAGGGGGCCACGAUUGGCGGUGGCCGAGAGAAACUCUCAGAUGCUCAGCAUCAAAAGUGUGCCAUAAAAUAUGGCCGGCGUGGGAUCACAGAUCCACAGUAAGUUUUCAAGUUCCUAUAAUAAAGAUGCGAUUUAACGGUUUGUAGGCAUCAAAUCAGUUCUCGGAGAU
Molecule: messenger RNA, 937 nt
Organism: Pseudogymnoascus destructans
Lineage: Eukaryota; Fungi; Ascomycota; Leotiomycetes; Thelebolales; Thelebolaceae
Exons: 4
Coding region: 422-706 (94 amino acids)
Source: RefSeq, a predicted model, not a curated record